UGCAGUUGUGGACGGAAACGUACGGCGAUAUAAAACAAAACGAAAACUGCCCUCGUGUGUGCGCAUUACACCAACGGAACAGUCUCCUCACCGCAUAAGCUAACUUGCGCCUCUUCUCUCUCUCUCUCUCUCUGCCCUCCUCCGAUGGCUGCCGUUUCUCUCUCUUCCCUCAACUUCUCGGUUAAGCUCUCCCCGAUUAGCUUCUGCUCUAGCGCCGCAGAUAGGCCGCUAAUCACCUUUUCCGCCGGAUUUAAGCUGAAUCAGCUGAAGCGUGAGCGGAGAAGUGGUAAUUUCGUCUGUAGAGCUGCUUCGUCUGUUGCUAUUCGCGACCUUGAUGCGGAUGAUAUCAGACAUCCUCUCGAUCGACAAAAUACGCUGAUUUUGAAAGCGAUUCCGGGAUUAAAUGAAAUCGGAAAAGCUUUAUUAGGAUCUGUCACUGAGCAAGUCAUGCUUCUGGAGAAUAUUGGGACAUCUGUUCUUGUUUCCAAGAAUCAGCUUCCUGAACUACAUGAGUUGAUGAUAGAGGCUGCCAGUAUGCUCAACCUUGAGGCACCGGACCUUUAUUUACGCCAAAGCCCUGUGCCUAAUGCAUACACUUUGGCUAUCAGUGGGAAGAAACCUUUUGUUGUUGUUCAUACAAGCUUAGUGGAACUUUUGUCGAGAAAGGAGUUGCAGGCUGUUCUGGCUCAUGAGUUGGGUCAUCUCAAGUGUGACCAUGGUGUAUGGCUUACAUUUGCUAAUAUUCUCACUGUUGGAGCAUAUUCUGUGCCUGGUAUUGGUGGUUUUAUUGCUCAACAAUUAGAAGAACAGCUUUUCCGUUGGCUUCGGGCAGCAGAACUUACUUGUGAUAGGGCAGCUCUUCUGGUUGCUCGGGAUCCAAAGGUGGUCAUCUCUGUCCUGAUGAAACUAGCUGGUGGCUGCCCCUCAAUGGCGGAUCAGUUAAAUGUGGAUGCAUUCUUGGAGCAAGCACGAUCUUAUGAAAAGGCGUCUUCUAGCGCAGUUGGGUGGUAUAUAAGAAAUGCUCAAACGAAGCAACUUUCCCAUCCUCUUCCUGUUCUCCGUGCACGUGAGAUUGAUGAAUGGUCUAGAAGUCAAGAGUACCAAUCUUUGGUUAAGCGCGUGAAGUGGAGUAACUCUGUGUAAAAUGAUUAGCAGUACAUAACACAGGAUUAGCGGAGGACACUCGAGUCUUUGUACAGAUGAUUGAAGGCUUGAAUCAAGGUUCGAUAAGCAUGGAGCUGUACUGUAAGUUAUUGAAAUGUCACAGGGGCUUACCCCAUAGUACAGAUUUGGGUUAACCCCAUCAGGUCGUAUUUCAUAUAUUAUACACCUGCCAUACCUUAAGUUAUGUUGAACAUUAUCGAAAUAUUCAAAUGAUUAUAACAUGUAUAUGAUGUUGGAAUGUUUUAA
Molecule: messenger RNA, 1410 nt
Organism: Salvia splendens (bonfire salvia)
Lineage: Eukaryota; Viridiplantae; Streptophyta; Magnoliopsida; Lamiales; Lamiaceae
Product: protease HtpX homolog
Exons: 9
Coding region: 145-1143 (332 amino acids)
Biological process (GO): proteolysis
Molecular function (GO): metalloendopeptidase activity
Source: RefSeq, a predicted model, not a curated record